This is a messenger RNA of Adineta steineri, 732 nucleotides long. NCBI's taxonomy places the organism in Eukaryota, Metazoa, Rotifera, Eurotatoria, Adinetida, Adinetidae. The record is from the annotation of a GenBank genome assembly.
AUGAAAAGUUAUUUUUCUUCUUGGAAACCAUUUUGGAAAUCAACAAAUAAUUCUUGUCAUUCCCGAACAUUAACAUUGGCACCAUCAAAUAUUAAUUUUACAAGUUCAAGUUUAGGUGAUUUAAGACAUUCAGUCAUCGAUGAAAAAUUAAUGAUUGAUAUAUCAACAAAAUUAAUGGAAAGUGAUUGUCCACCAAAAUUACAAAUAUGUGCACAUAAUAAUCAAUGGUUUGCUUUAAAUAAUAGUCAUUUACUUGUCUAUCGACAAUUAGAACGUAUUGGUCUCUGUGAUACAGUUGUAUGCGAUAUCAUUCGAAGUCAAGAUGUACCUGUUGGUAUACGACAAACACUUAUACCUGUUACAACAACUGAUCAAGAACAACAUCAUUGUUUUCAACAUUCAAGACGGCGUCAUAGUGAUCAAUAUAUGCUUAUGGACGAAGAAGGACAGCAAAAUCAAGAUGAGAUAUUAUAUUGUGCUGAUACUCAAAUAGACUCAUGUGGUUACUUUGAAGGUGAAGAUCAAUGCGAUUGUAGUGUUGUAACAUAUGGUGAAAGUGAUCAUGAUGAAGAAUCUGAAGAUGAGCAAACAGAUGAUAAUUAUGGUGAAUGGCAAACAAGUCCAUCAGUACCUGUUACACAAAUUAGUACAAUCAGUGAUAAUCGAUUAGAUGAUAUCGAUAAUGACGAUGAAAUCGAAGAUAAUCAGAAAGAGAUGCAAAGUUUAUUAUAA